This is a messenger RNA of Dromaius novaehollandiae (emu), 4361 nucleotides long. RefSeq names its product meiotic double-stranded break formation protein 4 (gene MEI4). The record is from RefSeq and is a predicted model, not a curated record. Lineage: Eukaryota; Metazoa; Chordata; Aves; Casuariiformes; Dromaiidae. Gene Ontology annotation, biological process: DNA recombination; homologous chromosome pairing at meiosis; oogenesis. The transcript has 8 exons. Bases 169 to 1581 code for a protein of 470 amino acids. Gene Ontology annotation, cellular component: lateral element.
UGUGGAUCGCGGCGGCUUGUGGGCCCGGCUGCUGCAAGCAGGAGGACUCACCAAACUGCCUUGACGCUGCGCAACGGUUGGGGCUCGUCCCGCCUCAGUCUCGCGCGCGGCCUCGCGCCGCCUGCUAGGGGCAGCGCGCGCCCGGCUGCGCGGGGCGCUGCCGCGGGCAUGGAGCCGGGAGGUGGCCCCCGUGGCGGGGGUCCUGCCGCAGAAAUCAAAGGCAGAAGAGAAAAUCAAGUCUGGUAUUUGAAAAUAUCAAAACUGGCACUGGCUUUUGCAAUUAUCCACUCAAAACCACCAGGCAAGAGCUGCAAAGAGUAUACCCAGCAUCUUGCCAAAAUUGUAUCUGAAAAAGAUUUUGGAUGGAAGUCGAAAGUUGAAGCACUGGAAGCUGAAGUUCUUCGAUUACGUCAGGAACUUCUUUUGAACAAGAUCUGUCCAAGAUUCUGCUUGGAAAAUGGAAAACCAGGUGCCUCUGCUGAAGAUCUUCUGGUUCAGGAAUGCACAUACCCUAUGGGUUACUCAAGCCAGCUAGAAGACUCUGGGUGUGAUGUGUCUAGUGACUAUGCAUUCGAUUCUUUAGGCAUAGCUUCUGAUUUUCACCAAUGUGAGCGUAAUCUUGACACUUCUAAAUAUUGCUUGGAAAUAGUUCCCCCGUUGAAUCUUUGCUGUACGAACAAGGACAAACCUCUAACUGCUUCAGUACAGUUUUUGCAACAUCUACUUGAAAUAAGAAAACUGUCAGAAAUAGGAAUUCUGCAAACAGACUUCACAAAGCUUGAAAAUGAUUCUUUCACCAUAUGCAGUUCUGUGUCUCAGUUGCUUGAUGGUCUGACUGUUUUUUACAACAGUCCUAAAUUUCCAGUUUCAGAUAUUCUCACUGAAGCAGUUUGUGUUUUGGUCAGUUUAAUAGCUGAUACUAAAUUAUCUAAUCAUGUUCUGAAAAAGUGUUUCAAGAAGCUGGAAGAAUUCAAGAAAAAAUUAAUUCAAAUUAUUUUAAGAAACAGCAGUAUCAAUAGGUUUCAGGCACUGCAUGCUGUAUCCCACAUGCUUCUUUCGCUAGGAAGGAACAACGUACUAAGAAAUUCUUUAAUCUCUCUCCUACUAUCAGAAGUACAUCAGUUUGCUGAGCAGCUGUGGCAAGCUCACCAGAUCCAGGCCAUGUAUGACGUUACCCAGUAUGAGAAUAUUUUUUCUCUGUUUAUGAUCCUGGAACAACUUCUUCAAAAUGAGACAGAAGAAAGUAAUACUUCAAGCUCAGAGUAUGACAGGGAAGGAAAAAACAAAUUUCUGAAGAACCUUGAUCAAAUUAUUCUUCACCUUUCAGAUGAAUUCCCUUUGUUUUCUUUAUAUUUAUGGAGAUUAUCAGUGCAUUACCAGCUGAUACAGAGUAACACUUCAGAGUUUACUGUGGCACAGCAUUCAACCGAAGUUCAUGUGAUCAUAGGAGAAUUAGAUUGGAAGCGACAUCAAGAGGUCUCUAGUCAAGAGGACUCUACUCUCCCUGCUCAAAGCAGGGGCAGCUGUGGGGAUGCACACGUGAUGCAGGAAAUAACAGCAAAGCAGAGGCUUGAGUCCUAAGCUCCCAUAGAACUCUUACCAGAAGAGUUUACUCCAAAGAGUAGAGAAGACAGAAGCCGAAAGCAGACCAACAUACUUCAUAGAUGACCCUGGUGAACAAGGGGAACACGGACGUGAAGAGAAGCAAGGGAGCUACACGCCACUCAGCUUAGUUUUAAUACCUAGAAAAAUUCUGGAACAAAUAAUUCAGCAACCUAUUCAUACAUAUCUAGAAAAUUAUAAUGAGAUGAGUUGCCACCACCUCUCUUAUCAUGUAACUUGUUCUUGGCAAAUCCAAUUAAUUCUCUUUAUAGCAGGAUAAUGGCCUUUGUGUAUAAAAUGGUAGCUGUGAAUAUUUUAUACCUUGAUUCUUAGUAAGGCUUUUCACACUGUUUAACAUGAUAUUCAAAAGCCAGCUACAGAGAUGUAGUUUAGAUGAAACAACCCUAACCUGUAAGCAAAAUCACACUCAAGAAACACUUACCAGCAUUUUCCAGACAAAAUGGAAAGAUAUGUUUAUGCAGUUCUGCAGGGGUUUGUCUUCAUUCUAUUCUAGUCUAUAUUUUCAUUAACGGUCUGGGUGGGGGAAUAGAUAGAGAAAGAAAAGGAGAGAAUUACUACAAGUAUGCUGCAAGGCAGAAAAAGAAUUGAAAUCAAAAAAAUAAUCUUAAAAAAUCUGCAUGUUCAAUAGGAACAACUGCAAAGUGCUACACAUAGGCAGGAAUAAUCAAUUGCACUAAUAGGGAAUGGGGAAAAACUGAUUAAAGAGCAUUCUCCAGAGAAUAUCUAGGCAUUAAAAUGGAUUUUGAGCUGAGCAUGAGACUGUGAAAAGAGCAAAUAUCAUUCUGGGAUGUAUAAAUCUGCGAAUAUAACCAUCAUAUGAAGCAAUCCUUUGCUGCAGUACUCUGCUCUGGCUUUUGGCAGCAAUUUCAAGAAAUAUUUGGACCAACCAAGGUUUAAAGAAGAGCAAUAAGAACAACAAGAAAUUUAGGAAAUGUGUCUGUUAUGAAAAAACUGGAAGAAGUGAAGAUUGUUCAGUCUAAGGAAGGAAGGACUGCAGGACACACAGUAACAGUCUUCAAGUACAUAAAAGUCUGCUUCAAAAAAGAGAAUAAUAUGUUUUCUCUGUCCAAGGUGGCGAACAAGAAAUGACGAGUUAUGGAUGUAGUGAACUACUGGAACAGAUUUCCCGAAGGGCUGUAAGGUCUCCCUGAAUGAUGCUUCUGAACGGUCUGGAAAAGCAUCUCUCUGGAGUAACCAUAGGAACCCUGUCUUGGGGCAGGCAGACUUGCUUUUCAGUUUCCAUCCAUCCCUACUUCUCUAUGCUUAUCUGAACAAAAUCAAAGUAGAUGAGAUGAUAUAUUAUAUGCACACAUAAUUAGUUUUCUGUGUGUUUAUUAAUGGUGUUACUGCUGUAAAAUUUAACUAGUCAUUCAGUUUGACCCAUCUCCUCAUAAAGUUUAGACGUUAAUGCAAUAAAGGCAAGAAAACCCUCUUUUCCCAUUCUUUUAUUUUGUGGAUGAGGCUUUUCCAGAUGGUGUUUGUGAACAAGAAAAUCAAAUAUAUAUAUUGGCUACACUCACUGUUAUUUCUGAUCUGUUAUCUUCCUCCCUCUCUCUCUCUUUUAUUACUUCAGUAAAUGCAGAUAUUUUCUUAAGAACACCAUAGCAUCCAUUUGAAGGAUAAAAACAAACAUUUUCAAAUUCCAACAGAUGUGAAGAUAAAUCUUUGUAUGAUAGGACUCCCUUUUGUUAUCGGAGAGCAAAUUAUUACUCUGGCAUUUUUGUUUUGGUUCUGGAAGACAUGUUUGUGAAAAUUUCUAUGACAAAUUUUCUACUAAUCUACUUUAUUGGAAAGAGGAGUUUUAUUACACACAUUGACUACUUCAAAAGCAUUCUGGUUUUACUGGAGAUAUUUUCUGGUUCCAAUUAAUUAAAUCUAAAUUAAGUUCCAACCUAAUUUUCUAUCAUCGGUAAUGUCUCAAAUGAAGAGUGAAUAUGUAUUUAUUCUGUCCUUAUAUGUAAUUUGUUCAUAAUUUUCUCUCAAGUAAGUUUCAAUGGUCCCCAUUUCUGUAGAAUGCUGAAAUUAAUCUCUUUCAGCUCUAAAACUAUAUGCAUUUUUUCCUGUGGAGUUUGAGAAUGUACAAAAAGCGCUAGUCCUUAGGUGUCAGAUUUCUCAUGUCAUUUAGUCACAUAUUUAUGAUUUUUUUCUUAUGUCUAUUCUAAAAUGAGACAUAGCAUUUGGAAUAUUGCGGAUGGCAGCAACGUUUGAAUCAGUCAUGCAAACCUCUAGUUGUUUUCUCAUAGAAAGCACAGAAAUGAGACCCUUGCAAAUAUUCUUCCAUUUGUUAACAAGGACAUUGGCCUUUAAAAUGGGGAUAGGGAAUGGAAGGGCAUUCAAAAAUUGCUGAAAAAAUCAGCAAGAAACAAGAUGGUGUAAUUUUAGUAGGAUUCCUGGAACCUUCUGCAGAUACUUGAAAUCUGAACAUGCAGUUUACUCAUCUGAAAUCUUACUAGGUCUUCAGUCAGCUUCAGCUCUGCAUUAGCAAUCAGAGUCUGACUUUAUGUGAUGGGGAAAGAGCUGUUUUCCUUCCAUGUGCUAUGCCAGGGUUCAUGAUAGUCUUUGGGGCAGGCCUGAAUGGAGAAUUGCACUGGCUGUUUAGGGCCAUCUCAGCUCGCUGAAUGUUAAAUCGUGCAUUUCCAGGAAUAAUCCUCGUGACACUAUUCCAGAAGAAAAUGUAAAACUUAAGUAACUCUUACUAUAAAGUAUUUCCAAUCCUUUUACAUUAAAUGACAUACUGG